GUAUCACAGUCUAUAUUGCAUUGCCUGCCCGUCACGCCUCCAGCUGUCUUCCUUUACUCUUCUCUCUCCUUCCACUACAUCCCUGCUUGCUUUACAAGACUGCGGACUCCAUUCUCCUCCCGGAAUUCCAAGCUGAAGCAGUAGAAGAACCAACACAGAGCAGAGAGAAGAGAGAAUGGAGAAAACUAGCCUUCUCCUCGUCCUCGUCCUCGUCCUUGCCACCGCGGACGACCUGGAAGCGGAGCUCCCCAAGGGCAAGGGCCACGGCGAAGACGACGAUGGAGCCGGCAUCCCCUGGUUCGGGGCCGACCCGGGCAGGUUCUUCGGCCACGGCAGCCGGUUCCACGUCCCGGCCGGGAUCGGUGGCGGGUGGGGCGGCGGCUUCGGCGGCCCUUCCGGCGGGUACGCGCGCGGUGGCGUGGUUCGGCCCUCCGUCGUCUGCUCCGAGAAGGGGCCCUGCCACAAGAAGCGGGUGACCUGCCCAGACAGUUGCUUCACCUCCUUCAGCCGCUCCGGCAAGGGAUACGGCGGUGGAGGCGGCGGCGGCGGGUGCACCAUCGACUGCAAGAAGCGGUGCACCGCCUACUGUUGACCGCGGAGCCUCAGCCACCACGUGUCGCGGGCUCCCCUCUAGUAAUAUGGUAAUGCCGUGUAACUCUAAUGACAGUUGUAUAUAUAUAUAUAUAUAUAUAUAUAUAUAUAUAUAUAUAUAUAUAUAUAUAUAUAUAUAUAUAUAUAUAUAUAUAUAUAUAUGGAUGAAUAAAAAGAGGAACUUAUCGUACUUAAUAAUUUGGUGCGGCAUUUUGCUAUGGGUUGUACAAUGUCUCUCCAUUUCGAUUUUAAGAUUCGUGCACUUAAUUUGAUAGAAAGCUUCGAAAUCCGUAGGUAGACGUAUGGAUAUAGUGAUUAACAACGGAUUCCAACCCUUAUAUAUAUAUAUAUAUAUAUAUAUAUAUAUAUAUAUAUAUAUAUAUAUAUAUAUAUAUAUAUAUAUGUGGCUAUGGGUCGUACAAUGUCUCUCCAUUUGGAUUUUAAGAUUCGUGCACACAAUUUGAUAGAAAGCUUCGAAAUCCGUAGGUAGACGUAUGUAUAUAGUGAUUAACGACGGAUUCCAACCCUUAAUUGUAUAUAUAUAUAUAUAUAUAUAUAUAUACAAUUACGUCUCCUCUAAUGAACGAUGGUUGAAUUCUACUAAAAAUAAUGUCUAUGUUUUGUAAAGUUCAACCCAGCUGGAUAAUACUCGUGUUUACUUCUUCAAGUCUAAGUCACAAAUUGGAACAGUCUACCCACAAUUUAGUAAGUAUCACUAUUUUGUUAAGACUAAACCAUUUGAUGAUUCGCUACCAAAGUCAAAAGUGUCAGGUAGUAUACAUAAUAUACAAUCCUACUUAAUGUAUGCCUGCAACAGCUCAGCGAAGGAAGAAGUCAACGCUAAUAUCUCAAUCGGCCACCGUUCGUCCUACGGCCCUUCGUUCAAAGAUCAUAGUAGAUCUCUUCCCGUUGUUAGAUCCUUGGCCUGUUGAAGUCAGAGCUUUUGUCCCAACUCCCGAGAAGCGGCACGUCCAACCGGCUCGGCCGGUGCAUGAAGGCGCCGCUCCGUGCGCUGUGCCACGCACGCGACUUCUACGUGCGCAGCAUGAACAGCUGCGCCGGCCGCAUGGAGUACGGGCUGCAGAUGGGGGAUCUGCCUAGAAGCUACAGC
Messenger RNA from Musa acuminata AAA Group (dessert banana), 1702 nucleotides. Its product is annotated as glycine-rich cell wall structural protein-like. Lineage: Eukaryota; Viridiplantae; Streptophyta; Magnoliopsida; Zingiberales; Musaceae. The transcript has 2 exons. The record is from RefSeq and is a predicted model, not a curated record. Bases 176 to 592 code for a protein of 138 amino acids.